Molecule: messenger RNA, 635 nt
Organism: Acaromyces ingoldii
Lineage: Eukaryota; Fungi; Basidiomycota; Exobasidiomycetes; Exobasidiales; Cryptobasidiaceae
Exons: 1
Coding region: 67-468 (133 amino acids)
Source: RefSeq, a predicted model, not a curated record
CGCACCUUUAAUUCGCUCCUCCUUGUCCUUAAGUUGGUUCCUAGCAAAAGUCAGCGCUGACUCGACAUGUUGUACCUUCUUGUUUUUGUCUUGAUCGACACGUUCGGCUUGCGUCAAAGCCUUCUCCUUAGCAGUCGUUGCUUUGGCAACUUCGGUCUCGACCGUUUCUGCGUUGACCUCAGACUCCGUAAAUCUUUUGAUGGCUUCGUCGUGACGCUCGAGGAGGGCCUGAAUGUCCUGUCUCUUCUGCGCGACCGACUUCUUCUUCAUGUCGAGCUUCGCACGGAAGUCUGCAUGGCGCUGAAGAGAGUUGAGCUCGCUCGUAUACUCUUCCCUCCUGUCAUCGAGCUCCCUGAUUUCGUUGUUCUUGAUACGAAUCUUUCCGUCGUAGUCGGCGUCCACCUGCUGCUUGAUGAGCUCUUCCAGCUUGGAGGCAAGGUCUUUGUGCUCUUUUUCCGCCGACUCUAGCUCCAGGCGCGUGACAGGCGACGUCUCAAGUUCCUCUUGCGUCUUCUUCAGUCGGUCCUUGAGACGCUUGAUGAUCUCCAUAGCGUGCUCGCGUGAUCCUUCUUUCGCCUUGAGGCUAUUUUGCAGGUUGUAGUAUUUUGAAGAAAGGUCAGCCUCUUGCUGCUCCC